Nerophis ophidion (straightnose pipefish) is the source of this 4981-nucleotide messenger RNA. RefSeq names its product DNA damage-induced apoptosis suppressor (gene ddias). The transcript has 5 exons. Gene Ontology annotation, biological process: negative regulation of intrinsic apoptotic signaling pathway in response to DNA damage. The coding region runs from base 229 to 2019 and encodes 596 amino acids. The record is from RefSeq and is a predicted model, not a curated record. NCBI's taxonomy places the organism in Eukaryota, Metazoa, Chordata, Actinopteri, Syngnathiformes, Syngnathidae. Gene Ontology annotation, cellular component: cytoplasm; nucleus.
GAGGGGGCGACCUCGCCACGCACGCACGCACCUUCAUAAAGUCAACAAAAAGCGCGGAAGAAAACUUAAAGUAGUCAACAUACGCCUUCUUAAGUCAAUGUGAGUUUUUAACUUUUAUUUAACGUCAAUUUAAACUUUUUUUUAAUAUACACAAUUCACGGGAAUGAAAAAGCCUCGAGUCGGCAUAAUGAACAUAAACAGUGACAUGUUUGACUUGUUAGCUUUAGCAUGCGAACUAAUAGCAUAGCGGCUAGCAUUUGCUCAGCAUUCAACCGCAGGGAGAUAAAAAUGUCCUUUCGGCGAGCUCUGGUGGACUGUACGGUGUUGUUUCCCCAAGAUGCUUGUGUGUUUUAUCCCUGCUGUGGAGGCUGCUUUACCAGAAUGGAUGUUAGGACGCAGGACCCAACGAGAUACAUAUGCCUUAAAUGUGGUUACAGUUGUUUAAAGGAACAACUAAAGUACCGAUAUCGCCUCUCCCUAAGAGUGACCAGAGACAGAAGAAUAUUUGGAGUCACAGUAUUUGGCAGCUCAUUGAACCCUUUCUUUGGCAUCCAUGCAACAGAGUUUCAAAGGUUGGUGGAGAACUUGGACGGACCGUCAGAAGCUUCAAUCAGAUCCAAAUUGCUGGCAAAGGCGGUCGAGGACAGUUUUGUCGGCAGACGUCUUGUCUUUCGUAUAAAGGUGACAAAUUCUCAAAGUUGUCCGUGGUCAGAAGAUCAUGUUCCAAGUGGUUCUGGUCCUAAGGACAUGGCCCAGUUCACUGCAACUCAGAUGAUUUCCCCCAAAGCCACAGGCCUGGAAGGCUGCUCUGUCAUUAGCUACUAUCGUAUACUUCUUCGGAGAACAGUAGAACGGCGGGUUUCUACUGAUCCCAACAAGUCCUGCACGAUCUCGUCUACCCCCUUGAUUCCGCAAGAUUCACCAGCCAGCAGCUUCAGUCACGUCAUGCUCUCUCAUCUUAUAUCACACCCACUGCCAAGAUCACAGUACCAUGACAGCACUCUCACUCCAACGCCGCCAUUGCAACAAUCGCUGGGACUGGUCACUUCAUCCGCUGAGCAAGAGCAGGAAGUAGAUCCGAGCACUUGUGAUGUCAAGGAGCAAACAGGGGGUCCGGUGGAGAGAGGUUGCGAUGUGAACUGUAACACUAAAGAGGAAAAAAAUAGUUCAUUUGCUGAAUAUUCAUCAGUCAGCAAUGUCCUGAACUGUUUGAAUUCUUCUACGCCUCCUUGGCUCAGCUUUGAGCAGAAAGUUUCUCCCCAACUGAAUGAUUCAACCACUUCAAGCUCAUUGGUGUGGGAGGAUUUGCCUUUUUCUGAAAGUCUGGAACAAUUUUUGAGUGAGGAGGACAAAUAUUUCAACACAGAAACUCCCCUAUCCUCUAAAUGUUCUUCUGUUAAUCCGCGUGACACAAAGACAUCAGUAGGCAGGUCCAGGGUGUUAGCGGACAUCAAUGACACAAGUGUACAGUCAUCUGGUGGUGACACUGAUGAAGAGCAAGGUGAUGACUACAAUUGUUCACAUGAUCUGUUUAGUUUCAAAUCAGAGAAAGCUCAGCCUAAUUUAACACAUUCGCGUGUUCAAAAAAUAAUUCAAAAAUGUCUGAAACCACCAGCUGAAAACACAUUCACUCAAAUUCUUGACUUUAUCCCAUGCUCUCAGUCCACUCCCAUUGUUAAAAAAGACCCAUCAUCAUCAUCAUCCUCACUUACCAGAAUCUGCUCAAAAAUGCCUUCCUGGAAACAUUACAGAAUCCCCACAACCCCAAAAACCCAAAAACGUGACUCCAGUGUUUGGAGCCAUUUAGAAGACAGCGAAUUGAUUGUCCCGCCCACUCCUGCUGCGACACACGUCAAAGCAGACUGCUCUCCGGAUAAAACGUCACCGCAUGGACGCUACUGUAAAAGAAUCUUGUUGGGUCCAACUCCUGCAUGGUCACUAGAGGGUGGGGGCAUUGAGAGGGCAGCGCAGGAGGAAGCUUGCGAUUGGUCCAGAGAUCUGUUCUCGGAUUCUGUCUGAAAGAUGCUGACUUUUAAUGGCGUGUAGAAACAAUAAUUUUAUUUAUUUUAAGCUGUAACACUGAAUUGCUGGGUUGCUCAUAUUCCUAAUCAGUUUCCCCAUAAAUAUUAAUGAAAUUGGGAUAAAGCAGUACACAUAAUUUUAGAUCGUUUUUUUUUACCUUUUUUAAAAUGUAAUUUUGUCUUAGUGUCCGGUGCACAAAAAAUGUUAUGUUUUAAACCAACUAGAUACAAGCUUAGCUAGAAGUUGUAGAACAAAACCUGGCAGAAGGCAAAUAAAGGUAUUUUUACGCCUGUAAAGAGGACUGCGAAUGAAGCACAUGUAUAUUUUAGCAAAUUUGAGCAAUAAUAUUAAUAACUGAUCAUUUUUACCAGAAUUUUUAUGAAAUGUUUCUAGUUGUACAAUGUAUAGAUAAAACAAACAUUAUUAAUGAUAAUUGUGGUAAAACUUUUGGUGGUUAGUAUUACCGUUUUAAAUUAAAAUGAUUGAAAAAUGUGGAUUGAUAACUGCACUUUAAUAAACUUACGGACUGACUUGCACUAACUUAAAUGUUAACGUGAAAGCGAGAGGCAUUAACAUCUUUCCACAUUAAGAAACUACAUACCCCAAUUCAUCCAUCCAUCCAUUUUCUCCCGCUUGUCCCUCAAUCCAAACUUCUAAAAACACAUUACUGUUUAAGCAACUGAGAUAUUGGGACAAGCGGUAGAAACGGGUGGAUUGCUGGAUAUUCAAUUGUUCACAUUGAACUACAAACUGUGCUCACUUACUACAGAGUGAUUGUUCUAUAGUCCGAGUAAUAAAAGACAGAGGUGUUCAAAGACUGCUGAACAAACUAGGAUGCCACAACUCCUGCCAGUAAUAAUACUUAAAACAAUAAAUGCUUAGCCAUUAAAGCAGAUAAUUUGUGAGAGACUAAAUCCCUAUCGUUGACUCAUAAGAAACCCAAAAGAUGCAAAAUAAUGUUUUCAAACGGUAUUCAUUAUAGUUAUUUAAAACAAAAACGUGUUCAAAAGAUUUCAGUGUGUAUAAGUAUUAUUUGAGCACAUUUAGUAAUACAGCAAUAAUUAUAACCAUGAUCACUUUGGUCACGAUAACCGUGAUGACAUUUUUGUAUCGUUACAUCCCUGGUAUAAUAUCAUCUGUAAUCAGUUCGAGAGUCAAAUUGUAGUUUUCAUAUUUUUAACUGCACAAGCAAUGUUUUGAGUAUUUUUCUAACAUUUUUAACUGCAUUUGCAAAAAUAAAAAAUAAGAUGUAAAAAAAACUCUGGUCCGUCAAACGGAAAAUUUUGCAUAUCUCACUUUGUAACAUUAUUUUCUGUCCAGUGUAAAGAGAAGUUAAAAAACAAAACAUCCAUCCAUCCAUCCAUUUUCUACCGCUUAUUCCCUUUCGGGGGCGCUGGCGCCUAUCUCAGCUACAAUCGGGUGGAAGGUGCGGUACACCCUGGACAAGUCGCCACCUCAUCGCAGGGCCAACACAGAUACAUCCUGCGUACAUUUUUUUCUUUUUGCGUUAGCCUCUUAGUCGGUCAAAUUUUUUGGAUGAAGGCCAAAGAAAUAAUUAGAUUUUCUCUAAGUUUACUGCAAGUUUUGUGACAUGUUGGUCAAAUUCCAGAUUGUACUAUCCCAUGGAAAAUUAGUUUCUUAAAAAAAUAUGUAUAUAUAUAUGCACGCCGCACUUUUAAUCCCUUAAAGCGGGCCUGGGCAAUUAUUUUGACUCGGGGGGCCACAUUUAGAGAAAAAACUGUGUCUGGGGGCCGGUAUAUCUAUUUUUAGGGACGCUAAUACAAAACUUCACAAUAAUGUCUGAUUGAAUGCUAAAAACGUUAUUACAGACCGCCUUAAAAAACGUAAUGGAAUUUUACAUUUUUCUAUGAACAAUUAAACACUGAAUAUUGACAAAAUAUUAAUGUCACAACCCCUUUCGAUUGACAUAUGUUAAAAUUAAGUGAAACGCAACAAAAAUUCAACAAACAGUGAAAAAUGAACGAAGGGUACAAAAUAAACCCACCUACAAUCUGAUACAUCUGAUAUAUCAUAAGCUUUAGAACUUUGUUGUGAAAAGCUUCUGCGUCUGUGGAAAUGCUUCCCGCCCACACUGCUUGGUGCCUCAUCUGAUCUGAUGUGACGUAGAUUACCAUAGUAACUAAUUCGAUUACCAUAGUACCUGGUAUAUCAUCCAUAAGCGCAGAUUCCAACCACAGACUUACGGUCAUAAGAAAACAUCACUGCACAUCAUAAUGGCAGAUACAGUUUCCAUCUUAAAGAUCUAAAAAAUAUAUUUGGGAAUGUCCGUCGGGCAAAAAUUGAAAAGCUUAACAGGCCGCAUGUGGCCCCCCGGCCUUAAUUUGCCCAGGCCUGCCUUACAGCCUUGACUGUUUGAGGAAGUGAAAUGGAACUUUUAAAGUGCAUGGGAGUUGUGAUCACAUGCUGCUUGAUGAUUUUGUAAGUGAUUUUAUUGAACAGAAGCAACAAUAAAGCAGAUGUCUGAUCUGAAGAGAGACUUAUUUGGGUUUAUAGUAAACAGUACAUUGCAAUCAAAGCUGACAAGUAAACUUACAACUUGUAGGAACACUUCAAUAAUACAGUGGUUGUUUAUAUGUUUAGGCUGAUAAAUAAGGAAUAUAAUGAUACAAUAAAUGACAUGGUACGUGCAAUAUUUUUCCAUUGGCUGGUAUUUUCACAAAUAUCUGUUAUGUUUAAACAUGACAUAUAUUGUUCAUAAACUUGGUAAAUAUUGUACGUGGGCACAGGAGGGCUUUGGGGGGGCUAAAAGACAGAAUAAUUUAAAUUGAGAGCCAGUAGCUUUGCGUUUGUAUACUUAUUUUGUUUCUUGUAUUUAUUGCCUAAUAUGUUUGUUUAUACAGUUAGUUGUGUUGUAUAUAAAAGUAUUAUAAUGUUUGCCCCAUUGUAUUCUGAUUCUAACCAUGAUCAACUAAUAAAGACAAAAAAAUGUCCCCAAAAA